AUAAAGUACAGUUAUUAGCUUGCAAGGAGCUACUACAAGCUCUGGGGUACAAAGGAGCAGCAACACUUGCCAAGGAGUUGGACUUCAAGUUUGCAGGAAACUUCACCCGAAAUAACUAAAGUUGUCCAUCUUUAUGCUGCUGCACCCGCUGAGUUUCUCCAGCACUUUUGUCUACCACCAACCUAGGGUUGCUGCCUCACCGCGCCAAAGACCCGGGUUCGAUCCUGACUACGGGUGCUGUCUGUGUGGAGUUUGCACGUUCUCCCCGUGACCGCGUGGAUUUUCUCUCGGUGCUCCGGUUUCCUCCCACACUUCAAAGACGCACAGGACGGUGGAGUGUGGGACAGAAUACUCUCAGCGAUGAAGCUUGUUCUGGCGUUGGUGCUGCCGCUGCAGCUGGCUUGCUUGGCCCUGGGUCUGGCACAGAACGGUGCUUUCUAUAUCAACGGCAAUAGCAACGGCAAUGGCCAUGGUAACGGCGACUAUUACAACGGGGUGAAGCUUCACAUCGAGGCACAGGAGGAGCGCCUCUUUGCGUAUCGGGGAGAGAACGUGACGCUGAGCUGCCGCUACCGCUACGAGCCGCCGGCCAAUGGCAGCCGCAAGGUGCGUGUGAAGUGGUCCAAACUCAACAUGGACUUCACCAAGGAGAGCGACGUGAUGGUGGCCAUCGGCCUGAGGCACCGCAGCUUUGGGGAGUUCAAGGAGCGGGUGUACCUGCAGCAGGCCCAGGAGAGGGACGUGUCGCUGGUCAUCACCGACGUCAGGCUAGAGGACUACGGCAAGUACAAGUGCGAGGUGAUCGACGGGCUGGAGGACGAGAGCGCCAUUGUCGAGCUGGAGCUACGAGGUGUGGUCUUCCCCUACCAGCCUCACCACGGCAGGUACCAGCUCAACUUCCACGACGCCAAGCAAGCGUGCGAGGGGCAGGACGCCAUGAUCGCUUCCUUUGAGCAGCUGUUCCAGGCGUGGGAGGAGGGCCUGGACUGGUGCAACGCCGGCUGGUUGGGCGACGGUUCCGUGCAGUACCCCAUCACCGCGCCACGCGGCCCGUGCGGGGGAAAGGACAACUCGGCCGGCGUACGCAACUACGGGCAGCGCCACAAGCACCUCCACCGAUACGACGUCUUCUGCUUUGCCUCAACCUUGAAAGGUAAAGUCUACUUCCGCCGCCACCCGCUGAAGUACAACUAUGAGGAGGCGGUGAGGGCGUGUCAGGACGAUGACGGAGAGAUUGCCAAGGUUGGGCAGCUCUAUGCCGCGUGGAAGUUCCUCAAGUUCGACCGGUGCGAGGCGGGCUGGGUCGCCGACGGCAGCGUGCGCUACUCCGUGGUCUUCCCCCGGCCCAAGUGUGGCCCGCCCGAGCCCGGCGUCCGCACCUUUGGCUUCCCCCGGAAGGAGAUGAAGAAGUUUGGGGUCUACUGCUUUAAGAUGAAUUAAAGAGGCAGGGGAGGCUGCUGUGUUGAUCACAGGAGAGCCCCCUCCUCACUGUUUAUUGAGCCAGAGUCAUGGCUCGUCUUUAAAGGUGAAAUCAAAUUAUUUUAACAAAAAUAUUAAAAUAUGAUCUUCUCACCCCCUUCCUUCUUCAGCACAGAAACAGGCCUUUCGGCCCACCGAGUCCACCCCUAAUAACCAAACGCAUAUUUCCUCUGCGCCCAAUUUAUCCUCCACACCUUCCAAACUACUCCCACCAAAAUGUUCUGCUCAUUUAGGAUCCAUUUAGUUUUUUAGACACAGCAUGGAACCAGAACCCUCAUCCCACCGAGUCCAUGCCGACUAGCUAUCCCCCACGCAUUAACACUAUCCUACACACACACACUUGGGACAAUUUACACAUACACCAAGCCAAUUAACCUAUAAACUGUACGUCUUUGGAGUGUGAGAGAAAACCAGAGCACCAGGAGAAAACCCACGCGGUCACGGAGAGAACGUGCAAACUCCGUACAGACAUGGUCGUGAUUGAGCCCGGGUCUCCGGCGCUGCGAGCGCUGUAAGGCAGCAACCCUCCCGCUGUGCCACCGUGCCAUCCAUUUAUACCGGUUUAUACACAGUUCUGCAAUGGCAAGUAUUUCGUAGUCUUGAGUUUUGUUUGCAAUAUUAGCGGAUUAAAUAAUUAGGCCCAGGCUAAGUUAGGCUCAUAAUCUGUCUGUGCAUUUACGCCUUAAAUUGACGGCUCAGUGACAAGCGGCAGAGUUUCUGCCUUACAGCACCAGAGACCCCGGUUCGAUCCUGACUAUGGGCGCUGUCUGUGCGGAGUUUGCACAUUCUCCUUUGGGUUUGAGUUUCCUCCGGGUGCUCCGGUUUCCAAAUACAUGCAGGUUUGUAGUUAAUUGGCUUCGGUACAUUUCCCCUAGUGUGUAGACGAGAACUAGUGUCUGGGUGAUUGUUGGUCAGCUUGGACUCGGUGGGCCGAAGGGCCUGUUUCCAUGCUGUAUCUCGAAACUAAACUAAACUUACCUAAACUGAACUGAACUGAACUGAACUGAACAGUCUGAAGAAGUGUCCCGGCUCGAAACGUCAGCCAAUCUUUUUCUCCUGAGAUGCUGCCUGACCCGCUGAGUUGCUCCAAUACUUUGUGUCCAUCUACACUAAACUAAAUAUGACCCAAGGUGUUCAGAUACACGUAGGCAGAAACAUUACAAACAGUGCAUGUGUGCGUGUGUGAUGGAAUGUAUGUGUUUUUCCUCACCACACCUUCACUCGAUCAUCUCUGAUCUAACUCUUAGUUGGGUCAAUGUUGGACUUACUUGGAGUCAUCUUGACCCUGCUUGCCUUCUCAUUGAUCAGCCUAGGGUUCCUAAAUCAUCUGAUACUUGGGGUUCGGAGAGGGGUCCACCAGUGCAGAUGAAGGAAUAAGGAACUGCAGAUGCUGGGUUGCAAGAGAAGAUGCACGAGUGUUGGAGUAACUCAGUGCGUCAGGCAACAUCUCUGGAGAAAGUGGAUUGGCGACGUUUCGGGUCCCCAGAGAUGCUGCCUGAGCUGCUGAGCUACUCCAGUGUCUUCCUUAGUGUGGAGGAAACCAGUUGAACCGGAUUUGCAGGACUCCGUCCUCUUAGGGACCAACUCCUCUGAUCAGACACGUUCCUGCUAGUCAUACUAAUCAUUCGUGGCGCCUCUCUCAGGAGGCAGCUUCCCAUAUACGAGGAAGACAAUGCGCUUUGGUUACUUAAUCACAAGAGGGCGCACCAUUGAGCCAAACCCUCUUCUCACUCGUCACACAUUGUUGAGUCAAGUUGAGUUUAUCGUCACAUGUACAGUUGCAUUAACUGCUCAUUGUUCAGCACUGUGAGAUCAGGAGCAGAGAGUUUCAUGAUGAUGCCACCCUCUGAUACCCUCCUCUUGACCGGCCAUCAAACCCGGGACCCUCCAGAUCUUCAGUGAGUCUCAAAGAACCAAUGUCUCCUCUGUGCUCCAGGUGCUUUAUACACAUGGGGGCCAAGGAACGCCUCACACUCAGCGACUUCUCCCAGCGAUUGGCGUGAUUUCACCUUUAAAGAGAGAGCAAUCUGACGAUCUGAGAAAUCAAGUGCUUUGUUUAGCCGGUUAUCCAGAAAGUAAAGUAUUGUAAUAACUAGAUAUUCGGAGGGACUGCAUAGCCCUUUCUUACAGGGGGCGUAAGGGUGGGAGCGGGGUGGGAUGUAGAGGAGAGCGAUUUGGGGCAUUACAUUUUUUUUUAAAUCAUGUUUUAAAGAUAUUUUAUUACAUAUUAUUAGUUCACAGCAGACUAUAUUGUAGCUCAAAUCUAUUUGGAUGCUUGGGCUGAGCGUGCUGUAAUGCAGAAAUGCCCAUUACAGAUUGUAAUAUUACCUCCUGGCCUUGACCUGAAUGAAGCCCCUUCACUUGGGCAGCUUCCAGCGGAGAUAAGAAAUGGCAAUCGGAAUAGGGAAUCCCAACUAAUGUUUCACCAGUCUCCACAAUCUCAACCUGACAGCGUGGAGACCUGUGGGAGCAGUGGGAAUGGCCCCAGUACAGAGUGGGAGGCAAUGGGGACAGUUCCAGCAGAGAGUGGGAGGCAGUGGGAAUGGUCCCAGAACAGAAUGGGGAACAGUAGGGCAGUCCCUGCACAGUGUGGGCAGUUGGAAACAGUCCCAGCACAGACUGGUGAACAGUGGGGAUGGUCCCAGUACAUAAUGUUGGGUGUAUGAGGAAUAUCCCAGCACAGAAUGGGGAGCAGUGGGAACUGUCCCAGUACAGAGUGGGGAACAUGACGACUGUCUCAGCAGAGAAUGGGGAACAGUGGGAAUCUUUCCCAGCACAGAGUGGGAAGCAAUGGGAACGGUCCCAGUACAGUGUGGGUGCAAUGGGA
Molecule: messenger RNA, 4306 nt
Organism: Leucoraja erinaceus (little skate)
Lineage: Eukaryota; Metazoa; Chordata; Chondrichthyes; Rajiformes; Rajidae
Product: hyaluronan and proteoglycan link protein 3-like
Exons: 6
Coding region: 361-1440 (359 amino acids)
Biological process (GO): cell adhesion
Molecular function (GO): hyaluronic acid binding
Source: RefSeq, a predicted model, not a curated record